AGAACAAAUUAUGUACUCUAUUCCAACAAUAUCAUAUCAGUACGACAAUGGAAUUCCCAACCGUUCAAAUGAUCACGAGAUCAUGAAAUCAAAACCGCCGGAGAAGAAGAAUUCUUCCGCCGCAAACAGAACCCAUAGCGAGGCCGAGAGGAGGCGAAGGAAACGCAUCAACGGUCACCUAUCCACUCUCCGUUCUCUCCUACCCAAUACCAUCAAACCGGAUAAAGCAACCCUAUUGGCGGAAGUAGUGCGAAGCAUAAGAGAGAUGAAAGAAAUUUCAGCCAAGAUAGAAAAUGUUCCUUCAGAGACAGACGAGUUAAAUCUAUGUUACUGUGGGAAUAAUAAUAGGUUGAUUAAGGCGGCGAUAAGUUGCGAUGAUCGGCCGGAGCUGAUGAGGGAGUUGGCGGGGGCGGUGAAGUCGGCGGAAGGGAGAGUGGUGAGGGCGGAGAUGGCUACGGUUGGAGAAAGGACGAAGAAUGUGCUGUGGGUGGAGUUGGGCGGCGGCGGCGGCGGAGGAGGAGGGGAAGAGAUGCUGCGACGGGCGUUGAGGGUUAAGUUUGGGUUGGACAGGGCGGCGCCGGUGCCGGAAGUGGUGGUGGUUUCUGGGGGACAACAGGUACUGUCACUGCCGGUUACAAAACUCACCUGUCUUUCUCAUCGUCGGUGAAAUCAGCCUUCUUUGCUGCCUCUGCACCCCCAAACUUAACUUUUGGCUUUUGCAAAUGGGGACCACAUAAUAUAUAAAUAUUUACAAAUAUAAUUUGUCUCAACUUUAAUUUUUAUGUAUUCUAUUUCUAUUUUGUAGGGUGGGAGUUGUAAGGAAAAAGAAUGUUAUUUAAGUUAUUUUUAUUUAAAUAAUUA
Impatiens glandulifera is the source of this 861-nucleotide messenger RNA. RefSeq names its product transcription factor bHLH131-like. Gene Ontology annotation, biological process: regulation of DNA-templated transcription. NCBI's taxonomy places the organism in Eukaryota, Viridiplantae, Streptophyta, Magnoliopsida, Ericales, Balsaminaceae. The transcript is spliced from 2 exons. The record is from RefSeq and is a predicted model, not a curated record. Bases 11 to 667 code for a protein of 218 amino acids. Gene Ontology annotation, molecular function: protein dimerization activity; DNA-binding transcription factor activity.